Molecule: messenger RNA, 1639 nt
Organism: Daucus carota subsp. sativus
Lineage: Eukaryota; Viridiplantae; Streptophyta; Magnoliopsida; Apiales; Apiaceae
Exons: 7
Coding region: 110-1219 (369 amino acids)
Cellular component (GO): nucleus
Source: RefSeq, a predicted model, not a curated record
UAUAGAGGCAGGUACAGAGAGAUAGGGAGAGAGAGAGAGAUUAUACAGAGUAGAGCGAGCGAGCGAGAGAGAGAGCAUAGUAAUAAAAGAAAGAAAAAGAAAAAACAGGAUGGUUGGAGGGCAAGGUGGUGCAGGGGGCAUGGUAAGCCGAGAGGAGCAAGAAAUAGCGCGGGGUGUGGAGAGUGUGUUGAGCGCGGCGAGCCCUAAUUUGAGCUCUUUACAAGACGUGGUGGAGCAAGUGGAGUCCAAACUAGGGUUUCAAGUCUCUCACAAGAUCGAUUUCAUUCGCACCCACAUCCACUACCUUCUACGUCCUCCUCCUCAACCUCAACCACAGCAUCUCUACCACAAGGACCAUUUUGCCCUUGAACAACUUCCAAUUCCCCGCCCUCUUGCUCAACAACACACCACUUUGCCACCUGAUCAUUUGCCUUUCUCUCAGCAGCUUCAGUUUGAGCCCUACGCCGCUUCGCCUCCGCCUCCUACCACUAGUCCCAGUUCUGGAUUAGCCUCGCCUCCGCCUCAGCCUCCGCCGCAGCCUCAAUCUUCGAAAAAGAGUGCUCAAAAGGUGAAGAGAAAAAGAGGCGGCCCUGGUGGCCUUAACAAACUUUGUGGUGUGUCCCCCUUGCUUCAGCCUAUUGUUGGUCAUCCGACUCUACCACGGACUGAGAUUGUGAAGCAGCUGUGGAUAUACAUAAGGAAAAACAAUCUUCAGGAUCCAAGUAACAAGAGGAAAAUAAUUUGCAAUGAUGAGCUGCGCUUAGUUUUUGAGACCGACAGUACUGACAUGUUCAGGAUGAACAAGUUGCUAGCUAAACAUAUAAUCCCCCUUGAACCAACUAAGCCAACAAAUCGAGUUUCAAAGAAAUCAAAGGCCAGUGUUGAACUUGAAAGUAAAUGUGCACCUAAAAGUGAACGCUCACCUGAAAGUAAAACUGACAGUAAAUGCAGUGAUAUUGUUCCCAUUGUGAUAAUAUCUGAUGAACUCGCAAGUUUUUUUGGCACUGAUGAAAGGGAGAUGUCACAAGCAGAGGUCCUGAGGCAAAUAUGGGAAUACAUAAAAGUCAACCAGCUCGAGGAUCCUUCAAAUGCAAUGGUUAUACAGUGUGAUGAAAAGCUUGAAGAGCUCCUUAAAUGCAAAAGUGUUUCGGCUUUGGGGAUACCUGAGAUGUUGGCACACUAUCACCUUUGCAAGAAAUCGGAUACACAAUCACAUUAAUUGAUGCAUCAUUUCCCAAUGUCAAACUUCUGGGAACUAUAAGGUACAAAAAAUAUAUGGCAUCACAGUUGCAUAGCACCGUAAUUGACCCACUCUGGGAUGGCUAAACGGCUUCCAGAUGACUAUUGUUUGUUAUUUUUCUUUUUUUUGUUUCCUCAUUUCUCCUGAUCUGUAUUACUGAUGGAAGUGGGGAACACGUUAGAGGCUUCAAGGUAUGGAUUGCUUGCUGUGUAGUAGCAGUUAGUAAAUGACUAUACCGACUGUUUAAAGGAAUAGCUGUAGCUGGUUCAGGUGUUGAUAUAUUUAGAAGAACAGGAAGAAAUGUAAUUAGAGUACGACCUUUUAUCCUAGUGCUAGCUGCUGAAUAUUGUCAUUUUGCAAAUCAUUUUAAGGGGCUUCGUUGUUGAUUAUUAGACGAUA